This is a messenger RNA of Leptosia nina, 1527 nucleotides long. NCBI's taxonomy places the organism in Eukaryota, Metazoa, Arthropoda, Insecta, Lepidoptera, Pieridae. The record is from the annotation of a GenBank genome assembly.
AUGUCGAAAAAGCAUCUUCAUAAUCAAGCUGCUAUACCGUUGGCGCCUGCAGUGUUUAAGAAACCCCAACUGCGGCCUAUGAUAGCAGAGUAUGACCCUAAGAAAAAGGGAGUUAGAAAUGACUUAUCGGAUCUCGUCAUGGUCAAGUAUAAAGUCGAUCCAAAUGAAAUACCCGUGGAACAACAGGCGGGGUCUACCCUCCCCCUCAUGGAGAUACCUGGUCGGGAUAUUGAGGGAGACGAGGAUUACAAUCCGUUUGAGCAUAGAAAGUUGGCGCAUCCGACAUCGGACUUGGAUACCUUUAUUCAUCUCCUGAAAGGUUCACUCGGCAGCGGCAUAUUGGCUAUGCCGAUGGCGUUCAUGAACGCUGGCUUGUAUUUUGGAUUGGUGUCGACUUUCCUCAUCGGUGGAAUUUGUACAUACUGUGUGCAUAUUCUCGUUAAAACGGCCCACGAGCUGUGUAGAAGGAUGCAGAAACCAUCUCUGGGCUUUGCGGAAACAGCGGAAGCUGCAUUUCUUUCUGGACCUCCAGCUGUACACAAAUUUUCUCGACUCGCCAAGGCUAUGAUUAACUGGUUCCUGGUGAUUGAUUUACUGGGUUGCUGCUGCGUUUAUAUAGUAUUCGUGGCAAAGAACGUGAAACAAGUUGUGGACUUCCAUACACAAGACACCGAAUGGCAUGACAUCAACAUCAGAGUAUACAUGGCGGUGCUCCUUCCCCUCUUGAUUUCGAUGAACUUGAUUAGAAACCUGAAAUACUUGGCUCCAUUAUCGAUGAUUGCAAAUCUGCUUGUCGGAACUGGGAUGGGAAUAACAUUCUACUAUCUUUUCCAAGACAUCCCACCGUUGAGCGAGAGGAAACCGUUUGCCGGGGUUGAACGGCUUCCCACCUUUUUCGGUACCGCCAUUUUUGCUUUGGAAGGAAUCGGUGUUGUAAUGCCUCUUGAAAACAACAUGAAGACACCCACUCACUUCAUCGGCUGUCCUGGAGUACUUAAUACUGGCAUGUUCUUUGUCGUGUCGUUGUACGCUUUGACCGGGUUCUUCGGUUACCUGAAGUAUGGGGAUAACACCUUCGGAAGUAUCACUCUAAACUUGCCAGAAUACGAAGUGUUGGGACAGUGUGUAAAAUUAAUGAUUGCUGUGGCCAUUUUCUUCACGUACAGUCUUCAGUUCUACGUACCGAUGGAAAUUAUCUGGAAAAAUGUUCGCCACAGGUUCGGGGCUAAGAAAAACAUUGCUGAGUACACAAUCCGAAUUGCAAUUAUUAUUAUGACCCUUGGUAUUGCGAUCGCUAUCCCAAAUCUGGGACCCUUUAUAUCUCUUGUUGGUGCCGUGUGCCUUUCUUUCUUGGGAUUAAUAUUCCCAGCUGUAAUCGAGACUGUUACAUACUGGGACCGGCCUAAUGGUUUAGGCAGAUUUAACUGGGUCCUGUGGAAAAAUUUAUUCCUCGUUUCCUUCGGUAUACUGGGCUUCCUCACUGGUUCCUAUGUCAGCAUUUUAGAUAUAAUCUCAGGAGAAGAGUAA